Manihot esculenta (cassava) is the source of this 741-nucleotide messenger RNA. Its product is annotated as organ-specific protein P4-like. The record is from RefSeq and is a predicted model, not a curated record. Lineage: Eukaryota; Viridiplantae; Streptophyta; Magnoliopsida; Malpighiales; Euphorbiaceae. The coding region runs from base 57 to 383 and encodes 108 amino acids. The transcript has 2 exons.
GUGGAUGUGUUCGACAUUCAGUGGAAUCAAUCGUUUCUUUAUAUUGUGAUAGAGAAAUGAAAUCCUUCUCUGAUGCUUUGCUCCCUAUUUUCUUCUUUCUCUUGAUAUUCAGCAUUACUGAUGCAAGAAAAGAUUUGGGUGAAUAUUGGAGAGAAGUCAUGAAAGAUCAACUCCUACCAGAACCAAUACAAGAGCUUCUUCAAGCUUCUCCAGCCUCAUCAGCCUCUCAUGAGAAAAAUGAUUGUCGCAUUAGUAAGAAUUUUCAGCCGAGACCUGAUCUUUCAAUUUAUCAUGAUGAUAUUAGUUUCAAAGGAAAGAAGCCAUUAGAUAAAGAAUCAUUUGCUAAUAAGUUUGAAUCAAGACCUGAUGUGACCAUACCAUAAUGAUGCAAUUCUUAAAGAAGAGAAGCCUUCAGAAAAGACAUCCUUAAUUUACCAAGGAUAAUCAAGAAGAUUAGCUAUGAUCAAGUUAUAUGAUUUAAUAUGUUGUUAUGCAAUUUAUAACAUAUUUGAAUAAGCUGUCCUGAGAGUUCCUGUUCUGUUCAAGAUAUGUAAGAAAUCUUUGUAUGAUAUAAUGUAAGGAAAAUGAACCCAUGUGUUAGAUAGUGCGCUUGAUAUUUUCAUGGCCAAUGUAUAAAGAGAACCAAUGGCCUAUGUUGUGAGUGUAUUCAUGAUAUUCUGCAUGUUCUCACCUCUAUAAUUCUCUCUUUUUAUUUUGUUUUCUGCUAAAAAUUUAGAGGAA